AUGUAUAAGGAAGAGUAUAAACUAAUGCAUGAGGAAGAGCAUGAACUAAUAUAUGAGAAAGAGUAUGAACCAGAGUUACAAUUAGAUGAAUCUGAAGUUAGUAAAUCAUCACAAGUACAAAAGUCAAAUAGUAGUAAUUCUACAUAUACCAG
This is a messenger RNA of Racocetra persica, 152 nucleotides long. The record is from the annotation of a GenBank genome assembly. NCBI's taxonomy places the organism in Eukaryota, Fungi, Glomeromycota, Glomeromycetes, Diversisporales, Gigasporaceae.